Molecule: messenger RNA, 3862 nt
Organism: Wasmannia auropunctata (little fire ant)
Lineage: Eukaryota; Metazoa; Arthropoda; Insecta; Hymenoptera; Formicidae
Gene: Qsox1
Product: sulfhydryl oxidase 1
Exons: 5
Coding region: 408-2402 (664 amino acids)
Biological process (GO): protein folding
Cellular component (GO): Golgi membrane
Molecular function (GO): protein disulfide isomerase activity; flavin-dependent sulfhydryl oxidase activity
Source: RefSeq, a predicted model, not a curated record
UCUCGCACGCUAGACACAGCACACUAGUGUUAAAUUGAGCAUUACGUUAGAAGUGUCGUUAAACGUCAGGUUAUGUUUGAUCACGUCGUGAUCGGUGCCAUGUAUACGAUAUACGUACGUGCAUCAAUGUAAAUUAAUAAAUUACUCCCUCUAAUGUUAAGGUGGCACCGACGAGAUCUCAUAUUGCUCGACGAGUCGGCCAACUGGGAACGUAUCUGUCGAAAGAUACGAGAUAAUACGUCAUAGAAAGUUGUUUCAGUUAUUCUAGUGGAGUUUCUAAGUUCCGCGGAAUGUCCGGUGUUUUUUAACCUGCAUUUUAUACAAAGAAAUUUUAUUUUAUCCAUUGCAUGGAAAUUGAAUAGAAAGGGGAGUGGUUGGAUUCUAAUGUCAGUUAUCGAAGGCGCAAGAUGGAACAGCUAGAAGUAACAGGAAUUGUACUGAGAUUGUGGCUACUCAACAUUCUAAUGAUAAAUUGGAGCAGCGCAGCUGCAGUAGCUCAUAAAGACCAGUAUCAAAGUUUAAUUAGCCUAGGUGGUCAAGGCUUGUAUAAUGCCAGCGAUGAUGUAGUGAUACUAAAUGCCACAAAUUUCAAAGCAAGCGUUUACGGGAGCACCAGGAGCUGGCUAGUCGAGUUUUACAAUAGCUGGUGCGGCUUUUGUUACAGAUUUGCACCGACAUGGAAGGCUUUAGCAAGCGAUAUCCUACCAUGGAAUGAUAUUGUUGUCGUUGCGGCCAUAGACUGUGCCGACGACGAUAACAAUCCGAUCUGUCGCGAGUACGAGAUCAUGCACUAUCCAAUGUUAAAAUAUUUCUCCAUAAACGCACGUCCACCGUCCUUGGGUGUAGUGAUAGAAAAGGGGGAUAGCGUUGAUUCGGUGAGAAGUAAUUUAAUUAGUAGGCUCGAAACGGAGCAACAGGAAGGAAGAGGAUCUACAUGGCCUAACAUUGCGCCAUACAGGAACGUCGAAAUAACGGACAUAUGGAAAACAGCAUCUAGCAGUGUGAAACAUUUUUUCUUGAUCUUCGAGAGCACGGAUUCGAACUUGGGCGCGGAAGUAAUUCUUGAUCUUCAUAAGAUCAGCGGCCUGCAGAUACGCCGAGUGACCUCCGACAAUGAACUGCUGUGCGUAAUGAACAAGGUUACCAAGUUCCCAACUUUGAUAGCUUUUGGACGUAACGAGUCGCAGAGGGUCGUCAGCGUGAGAAUACCGACGAGACAGGGGGUUCGACGGGCUAUCAAAGAUUACGUGAUCGCGAGAGGAGUGAAUGUCGAUGAGGCGCGUACGACGGCGGUGUCGCGUAAUACUGUGCAAAUUACGGAAAACACACGUCGAACAACGAUCGCGGCGAUUGCGAAGAGCCACGAAGUGGUGGAGGAGCAGCUGCAGUCGUCGAAGAGGAUCGACGAUUACGUGUAUCAGCUUGAUCUGGAGAAUGCGUUGCGUUAUUCGAUCAAUCACGAGAUAUCCUUGAUGAAAUCGAUAGACGGUGAGAAAAUGAAGGCGUUGCAGAAAUAUCUCGCGGUACUGGCGGCGUACUUCCCUCUGCGACGUAAUAACGUCUAUCUAGAGGUGAUGCGCGACGUCGUCGAGAGGAGGAGCGCCACGACCGGCGAGGAGUUUAGCCAGCUGGCGAAAACGACGGAGGAGGAGAUGUCGCCGGUGUACUCGGGCGCGCCCCGUCGGUGGAUAGGAUGCAGGGGGAGCGCGGAUUCGUAUCGCGGAUAUCCCUGCGGCCUGUGGACGAUGUUUCACAUGUUGACCGUGAAUUUCGCGCUGGAGCGCAGGGACAGGGACGUCACUCGGGCUCUCUCGCGGGACCCCGCGGCGAUACUGCGGGCGAUGCACGGCUACAUCGGCACCUUCUUCGGUUGCGCCGACUGCGCCGCGCAUUUCGUGGAGAUGGCCGACAGGAAUGGGAUGUUCGACGUACGUAGCAGGGACGAGGCCGCGCUCUGGCUGUGGCGGGCGCACAAUCAGGUGAACGCCCGAUUGUCGGGCGACAACACGGAGGAUCCCGAGCACCGGAAGAUACAAUAUCCCGCGGCCGAGCACUGCCCGGCGUGUAGGCACGCGAACGAUAGCUGGAACGAGGAGGAGGUUUUGCGAUAUCUGAAAAUCAAGUACAGCUACAGUGGCAUCAAGUUCGAUGGAAUCGACGAUUUCCACGACCGCGACGUAGAUAUGACCAACGGCAACGGCUCGAGAGUAAGGCCGGAGAGACUCGCCAAGGAGACGAAGCACGCCACGGCUUUCGGUUGGGACUUGAACGUAUUCGACAUCAGUAUUUGUGUGGUGCUGUACGUUACCUCGGCCGCAAUACUCGUGCUGGUAUGCAUCAAGUUCGCCGUUAAGAGGACAUAUAAGAAAAAGGGCCAUAUUAAUCUACUGCCCAAAGUAUAAAUUUUCUUUCUUAUAUUUUGUGCUCUGUGCGCGCAAACAUUCCUGGACCAGCAAGUAUCCACUCAGGCACUUGAAUUCCGAGAGAGAACAGUGAGUCGCCAAUUCUUAGGUUGUGAUCUUCCAGUUAUAAUUGAUUUAUACCAACGAUGACCAGAGUCGAAUUUGCAUUUGGGCGAUUGCAAUUCAAGAAUUUUUCUGCGUUAAAGCAGGCCAGUAGCGAAAUGCGUAGUAUCGAUACAUAAUAUCCAAGAAAUCAAAAUAAAUUUAAGCUCUAAAUAAAAUGAAAACAUUCACUUCAGAAGGAAAGCGUUCGAUAAAGUCGGAUAAUUUUUUAUGGAUUAUAUCAAUUGAAAUUUUUAUCAGUAAAAAACAGUACAUGUAUUUUAUACAGAAUACUCCUAAAGUAGGAAUCACUGAUAUAUUCGCGAUUUUAUUUUUAAUAAAAAUUUAAUUCCUGAAUAAUAAUUAAAACUUUUUCCCAAAUCCUUUUGAACUAGCGAUUAUAUUUUGUAAUGUUGCCUUAAACUCGUCCAAAGAAUAUAUCUCUUUACUAUCAGUUUCCAUGAAGCGAUUUCUAUUUAGAGAUCGUCUUGUACAAAAUAUAGAAACAUAAGUAUAUGUCUGAUAAUAAUAAUAAAUAAGAAUGAAUCAAGUAAAAGUAUAUUCAUAAAAUAUAUUCAAUUAUUUAAUAUCACUAUAUGUACGUAGAAUAAUUUUAUCUCAUCAUCUUGCUGUGACGCAUUAGAAAAUGUAUGCAUUUAUAAUUAUCAUGAAAUCACAUGUCAUCAAAGAUAGUAUACAAACGCAAGUGUCUAGCAUCUUCUUUACUUGGUAACCUGUGCGACAUGACUGAUGAUUCGUGAAAUAAGAUUGUUUUAUUGGAAGUACAUUAUUAUUAUUAUUAUUAUCAUUAUUAUAUACUAUAUCGAAAAUCAUAAACAGUAUAAAAUUAAUACAAUUAAUCAAUUGGUAUAAAAUAUCCGAUAUCGAAAGAUAGAUCUAUUAUUUUAUUCUGUAGCUUAAUUCAUGCUUCCUAAAUUGUUUAUACGCCUUCCUUUUAUAUAUUUUAUGAUGAUUUAGACUUUUAUAUGUAAACUUUACACCGUUUAAGGCAGGUAAACUAGCAGGUGUUCAGAUGAGAAAAAAGAAUUAUACACAUAAUAACUGUUGAUAUUUAAUUAAAUAUUAAGGAAAUAAGAUGUCAAAUCGUAUAAAGUAAUCUCUUACAGUUGAUAAUUGCAAACUUGAGUAAUCAGAGAUUGUAUGAAAGAUAUGUUUGUGAUCUCCAAGUCACAAAUAUCUGUAUACUCCAAUGAAAGCCGAUCUUUUAUAGAAUUUAUAAUUUGUAUUUAAUUUGUAAAUAGGCACCCGAGAAAAAUUAUUUCUUCUUUUAUUGAUUAUGUGUAUUAUAAGCUUGUCUUUAUGUACAGUUUUUUAAUAAAAUAUAAUAUACAACUAAA